Entrophospora sp. SA101 is the source of this 914-nucleotide messenger RNA. The record is from the annotation of a GenBank genome assembly. NCBI's taxonomy places the organism in Eukaryota, Fungi, Glomeromycota, Glomeromycetes, Entrophosporales, Entrophosporaceae.
AUGAAUUUAAAUUAUUUUCAAGAUUCUAUAGAACAAGCUAAUUUGGUUAAUAAUAACAAUAAUAUUUUAGAAAUACAAGUUGAUCCUUGGAACACCAAUACUUCUUUAGACUUUAAAACUAUUAUUUUUCCAGAAAACAACAACAGUAUCGACAGCAGUUUAUCAUCAUUAACAAACGCUUCAGUAAAAUUUAAAAAAACCAGCUUUCCUCGUAAAUUACCUCUUACUCCAACAACUGAACAUCCGCUUGAUCAACCCACAGAUUUACCAGCUGCUACAUUAAUAACAUUUUCAAAAAAAUUUAUUUUUAAUUCUAAUAAAGCUUAUUUACCUACUUAUUUAGAAUGUUAUGAUGAUAAUGAAGGAAAAUCGUCAUCAAUUGAUAAUAGUUUAGAAAAUAAACUGGUUGCCGUACAUAUUGUAAAACCUUCUGACACAUUGCCAGGUAUUGCAUUACUUUAUGGAAUUGAGGUUUCAAAUAAAUUAUGGACAAAUGAUUCAAUUCAUACGCGUAAACAUUUAUAUAUUCCUCUUGAUCAAUGUAAAGUUAUUCAUGAUGAAUCAAAAGCAAUAAUAGAAAGUGACUUUAAUCAUAUUGUUAUAAUGAAUCGUAAAACAAUUAUUGUACAAUUCUUUCAAGGGAAUGGAUUAGGGUUUGCUUUGGCUGUUGGACUGAUAUUUGGAAGAUUGGCAUCAUUUUUUGCAACAAUUUUGGCUGUACCGUUAUCUUUAGUGCCACCAUUAACAUAUCGUACACCAUUUUUUGUAGCAGCAUUUACAUCAGUUAAUAAAAUAAUCGAAAAGAAAACAGUACAUUGGGAUGAUAUAUUUCAACUUUCCGAUCUUUUUUGGUGGUCUCUUGUUGUAGGAUUAUUACUUGGAAUGACUAUCUCACCAUUUGUUCAUUUAUCAAG